Molecule: messenger RNA, 834 nt
Organism: Notothenia coriiceps (black rockcod)
Lineage: Eukaryota; Metazoa; Chordata; Actinopteri; Perciformes; Nototheniidae
Product: GRAM domain-containing protein 4-like
Exons: 4
Coding region: 352-834 (160 amino acids)
Biological process (GO): apoptotic process; negative regulation of toll-like receptor 9 signaling pathway
Source: RefSeq, a predicted model, not a curated record
CUGACGAAAUUUCCUCGGCCCUGCUCCAUGGCUCCCUGCCCGUUUCUGAGAAAUCAACAAGAGACGAAGGCAGCAAGCUAGUAUCUGUAAGCUCUGGGCAAAACGGUGCUAGUCACGGCAGCUCUCUCCAGUCAGGAGGGGGACGCAACUGGUUAUUUUCUUUCACAGUAUUUCCCCUGCCAACACUCAGCAGGACACGACGUUUAGUCGGUGGACGGAGAUACAAGCGGAUAUUAUCGGGAUGGAUGGACCGAGUGAGCAGCUUUUCACCGUGGGACUUGCGCUAAUGUAGACGUCCUGAGCAGCAGGUGUACUGAAGGAUAAAACAGACUAAAGGCAAUCUCAGUGUUCAUGAAACUUUGCUACGAUUUACGUGCUGGGGUUGCCGUCCGCCAUGUUAAGGUAAAGCCCAGGUGCGCGGUGUUGACCAUGCUAAAGCGCCUGGACAAGAUCCGCUUCAGAGGCCCCAGGACGAGAGAAGACUUCCCGGAUCUGGCCGAGUCGCCGCCCGCCUCCGACAACGAAUGUAGCGACGAAGUGCAGCUGAAGCCCAGACCAUCUCUGCGGGAGACGGAGGAGAUCCUGCGAGACCCUGCUGGUUCGGGGUCUCCCACCAUGGCUGCGGCCAUCCAGGACUUCCAGAGGUCGGAGUCAGACCGACUCAACGAAGUCAAAGGUCACCUGGAAAUUGCCUUACUCGAGAAACAUUUCCUACCGCCUUUCCGACCAAAUGGUGACUGCAGCAGGAAGCCUCUGUUUGAUGAGAGGCUCUUGUUAAAGUCGGCUGUUGCUGAAAUGAAAAUCUCUCCUCAUCACCCUACGCUGGCUUACUGA